AUGGCCCAAAUUCCCCUCACCACCGCUUACCUUCUCGGGUUGGUGUUGGAGACUCUAAGUUAUGGCAUGUACAUCGUGUUAUUCCUUUUCUCCAUGUAUUUCUUGGUAGGCGAUGGGAGCCGGAAGCGCAGGGGCUCUAGGAUGGCCAAGUCGAUGCUUUUCAUUAUUAUUGGCAACGUCAUUCUCUUCGCCACUAUCACUGCUGGAUGGAUCAUCGUCAAUAUCAGGAGCUUCACAGGCUUCAUUGGUCAUAGCGGCGAUUCUAACUGGACACUUAUGUACUUCGCCUCAUUUUCCGGAGGAACAACUGUUGCUAUCGUAGCUUUAUAUCUAGUCGAAACAGCCGUGGCAGACUCCAUAAUGGUGUAUCGGCUGUGGAUAGUGUGGCAACACAAGCGGUCGAUUAUGGCGUUACCUGGCUGCACGUAUCUCGCCACCCUAGUCGGUGGAGCGAAUGUUAUCUACCGUAUGCGCAAGCUGACUCCUAACGAAGACUUCUUUGAGUCUCCCUGUGCGUUGACGAGGUACCAGCACGAAUAUAUACUGCUCGGGAUUAUUGUCGUACAAGAUCUGGAUAGCUUCGGUGGGUAUCACUUGGCCAUCCAGGUUCUUAACUUGACAAGUGUAUUGCAGAGAAGCGUGGCUGUAUUUGUUGAGAGCGCUUUACUGCUCACCACCUCAAGUGCAGUGCUCGCGAUCACCUACUUCACUCACUCGUUCGCAUUGUUCCCCUGCAUGGGUAUUGCUGCCCCACUCAUUGGCUUCGCCUACUGCCUCAUUAUUGUCCGUUUCGGCUUACGCGGUGCUUUCAAAGCAGACAGUCCAACCCUGUCCUCCAAAAAAAUUCCUCCGCUGCAGCCCUCGUACUCAAAUCCUGUUGCAAAAUCGGCAGCUAUCGACGCGAUGCACGAAUCGGAGACCGUCAUGAUGGGCGGCAUCGAGCCUGAUGCUGCGAAGACUUCCCAGACGGACGCAGUACUAGAAUGGCUCCAGACUUAUUCCCCCAGUCACGUUUGA
Phanerochaete carnosa HHB-10118-sp is the source of this 1017-nucleotide messenger RNA. RefSeq lists its product as uncharacterized. Bases 1 to 1017 code for a protein of 338 amino acids. NCBI's taxonomy places the organism in Eukaryota, Fungi, Basidiomycota, Agaricomycetes, Polyporales, Phanerochaetaceae. The transcript is spliced from 10 exons. The record is from RefSeq and is a predicted model, not a curated record.